Messenger RNA from Oikopleura dioica, 1152 nucleotides. NCBI's taxonomy places the organism in Eukaryota, Metazoa, Chordata, Appendicularia, Copelata, Oikopleuridae. The record is from the annotation of a GenBank genome assembly.
AUGGCGCAACAGCUUGUUCGCGAACACGACGGAAUCGGAAUCCAGCAGCUCCCACCUGAAAUUAUGGAGUCUCCGGAAAUAAGAUUUCCAGUGAGAGUUUACGACUGGCUGCCACAAUACGAAAACAUAGAUCUGGAGAAACUCAAGAAAAUGACCGCGAUGCGCAAACGGGCGCUUCAAAUCGUUGAAGUGGCACACAAAGAAUGCGUCCACAGCGCUCUCAUCAGAAGACGUCUAGAUAACUGCUUCUUGAGAGACACAGAAGUAGAGUUGAUUGGGCUCGACAAGCAGAUUCCAACAAAAGAAGAUCGAGAAAACGACAUAAUUUCCCACUGGACACUCAGAUUGGCGUAUUGCAGGCAUCCUUUCCUCAGAGACUGGUUCGUCAACAACGAGAUCAAGCUUUUUAAGUACAGAUUUCACGCCUUAUCGGAUAGCUGCAGAGGACAAUUUAUCCAGGAAACAAUGAAAGGAAUAAAAGAAGUGCCGGAUGAGAUGAAAACCAACGAGUUUAUUCAAACGCUUCAAGAGUGCAAUAACAUCCGUCCAAAUAGAUACGGAAGACAGCAACUGUGGGCAUUCAUACGAGAAGCCGGGAUGUCGCUACAGGAAGCACUUGAAUUUACCUUCGAUUCAAUGACCGCUUAUACAGAUCCGAAGGCCGAAUUUGACUAUCAAGUCAAAUAUGCAUACGGAAAAGUUGGACAGCAGAAAAUCACCGCGGCGGCAACAUGCGGCCAAAAGAUAAAUACCAUUAAGACGAUCGGAGAGCAUCAUCACUGUCCAUUUAACAACUUGGCAGACACGUCGCACUUCUUGCCAAAUUGGGGAAUACGAAGAGAAGAAAUGCCCGACAUUGAAUCGCUAGAUGAGUCAGUCGAAAGGAUGGAUACAUCGAAUGUACCAUCAGGCGAGGAACAGCCAGCGACAUUAUGGGACCUCGUUCCAGAAGAAGAAACUGGCUACCAAAUGCGACGGUCGACAAGCGUGCAGAGACGCGCCGAACCCGUUUUUUUCCGAGCUAUGAGAGGUCGAUUAGCUAGAAACCGACGCGGCAGUCGACGCAAUGGCGUUGGCAACGCGAGAACUGAGCAACCGAAUCGACAAGAAUCAGGAAAAUGGAUCUUAAACUCAAACUUUUUAUUGAAUUAA